This is a messenger RNA of Alexandromys fortis (reed vole), 7212 nucleotides long. It is a transcript of the gene Scube3, whose product is annotated as signal peptide, CUB domain and EGF like domain containing 3. The record is from RefSeq and is a predicted model, not a curated record. Gene Ontology annotation, cellular component: cell surface. Gene Ontology annotation, molecular function: calcium ion binding. Bases 429 to 3539 code for a protein of 1036 amino acids. Lineage: Eukaryota; Metazoa; Chordata; Mammalia; Rodentia; Cricetidae. The transcript is spliced from 22 exons. Gene Ontology annotation, biological process: signal transduction.
GCAGUGGGAAGGGGAGGAGGAAGAAAACGAAAAGGAGCAAGGAGAGGAGGAGAAAGAGGAGGAGGAGGAGAAAAGCGAAGAAAAACAGACGGAGCCCGGGAGGCGAGAAAGCAAGAGAGGAAGAAAGAGGCAGAAAGGGCGUGUUUAGGCGCUACGUCUCCCCUCCCCUUUCUCAGGUCCCAGCUCCGGCUCCUGCUCCGCGCUCGCUCUCCGGCUCCAGCUCCCCGCAGGCGAAGCUGGGCGUCGGGUGCGAUAGCCCGGGCCGCCCCUCGGGCCGCCGCCCCGCGCCUGGCCGCGCUCCCCACCGCGCGCUCCGCACGCCCAGCCCGGAUCCCCCGCGGGGCGCCCUCCAGUCCCCUCCCCCUCUGCCUCGCGCCCUCUCUGGGGCUGCGACACCCCCGCGGCCCCGCCGCGCGGAGCUCCAGGCCAUGGGCUCGGGGCGCGUCCCCGGGUUCUGCCUGCUCGUCCUGCUGGUCCACGCGCGCGCCGCCCAGCAUGGCAAAGCUGCGCAAGAUGUGGAUGAGUGUGUGGAAGGGACUGACCAUUGCCACAUCGAUGCCAUUUGCCAGAACACGCCACGGUCGUAUAAGUGCAUCUGCAAGUCCGGCUACACCGGGGAUGGCAAACAUUGCAAAGACGUGGAUGAGUGUGAACGGGAGGAUAAUGCAGGCUGUGUGCACGACUGUGUUAACAUCCCUGGAAAUUACCGGUGUACCUGCUACGACGGGUUCCACCUGGCGCACGACGGACACAACUGUCUGGAUGUGGAUGAGUGUGCUGAGGGUAACGGUGGCUGUCAACAGAGCUGUGUCAACAUGAUGGGCAGCUACGAAUGCCACUGCCGAGAAGGCUUCUUCCUCAGCGACAACCAGCACACCUGCAUCCAGCGGCCAGAAGAAGGAAUGAACUGCAUGAACAAGAACCACGGCUGUGCCCACAUCUGCCGGGAGACUCCCAAGGGCGGCAUUGCCUGUGAAUGCCGCCCUGGCUUCGAGCUCACCAAGAACCAGCGGGACUGUAAACGCCUUGGGAUGCUAACGGGAGGAUGCUCAGUGCCUCCAGGACAGGCCGAAUCACUCCAGGUCCUCGUGCAGGUUCCUGCAGUACUGGGGCUGAUGGCUUUCUCUCGGACCUCCUCUCCAAAGCGGCUGUUUGAGCCGUUUCCCUUGGGCCAGGCCUCUCAGCAGGCACAGGACCGAUGGAGCUCAACAAGGUGGCUGAGGCCUUCCCUCAGGCCAGUAACCCCAUCGCUACCCACACCUCCCUCCACAGAGACCUGUGCCAUCAACAAUGGGGGCUGCGACAGUAAAUGCCACGACGCCGCGACCGGGGUCCACUGCAGCUGCCCUGUGGGCUUCAUGCUGCAGCCAGACAGAAAGACCUGCAAAGACAUCGACGAGUGCCGCUUAAACAAUGGGGGCUGUGACCACAUCUGCCGCAACACGGUGGGCAGCUUCGAGUGCAGCUGCAAGAAGGGCUACAAGCUUCUCAUCAACGAGAGGAGCUGCCAGGACAUAGACGAGUGCUCCUUUGAUCGAACUUGUGACCACAUGUGUGUCAACACACCAGGAAGCUUCCAGUGUCUCUGUCAUCGUGGCUACCUGCUGUAUGGUGUCACUCAUUGUGGGGAUGUGGACGAAUGCAGCGUCAACAAGGGAGGCUGCCGCUUUGGCUGCAUCAACACCCCCGGCAGCUUUCAGUGUACCUGCCCAGCAGGCCAGGGCCGCCUUCACUGGAACGGGAAGGAUUGCACAGAGCCAGUGACCUGUCAGAGCAGUCCUGGGGCCUCCAAAGCCAUGCUCAGCUGCAGUCGGUCUGGCAAGAAGGACACUUGUGCCCUGACCUGCCCUUCCCGGGCCCGGUUUUUGCCAGAGUCCGAGAAUGGUUUCACCGUGAGCUGUGGUACCCCCAGCCUUAAAGCUGCUGCAGCCCGAGGCACCCACCCUGGAAACAGCACCACCUCAAACUACUGCCAUGAGGCUGCAGCCCUGUCCGUCAAGCAGCGGGCCUCCUUCAAGAUCAAGGACGCGAAAUGCCGUUUGCAUCUGCGAAACAAAGGCAAAGUGGAGGAUGUCAGCAGAAUCCCAGGGCCAGGUGGCGCCACCUGCUCCGACUGCCAAGUCACCUUCAUCCACCUUAAGUGCGACUCUUCUCGGAAGGGCAAGGGCCGACGGGCCCGGACUCCUGGCAAGGAGGUUACCCGGCUAACCCUGGAAUUAGAGGCCGAGGUCAGAGCAGAAGAAACAACAGCUGGCUGUGGGCUGCCUUGCCUCCGGCAGAGGAUGGAACGAAGACUGAAAGGGUCCCUGAAGAUGCUCAGAAAGUCCAUCAACCAGGACAGAUUCCUGCUGCGUCUGGCAGGCCUUGACUAUGAGCUAGCCCACAAGCCAGGCCAGGUGGCUGGGGACCGAGCAGAGCUGGCGGAGGUCUGCAGGCCUGGGCAGCACCGGGCAGGCACCAAGUGUGUCAGCUGCCCGCAGGGAACGUAUUACCACGGCCAGACGGAGCAGUGUGUGCCAUGCCCAGCGGGCACCUUCCAGGAGAGGGAAGGGCAGCUCUCCUGCGACCUUUGCCCUGGGAGUGAUGCCCAUGGGCCUCUUGGAGCCACCAACGUCACCACGUGUGCAGGUCAGUGCCCACCUGGCCAACAUUCAGUAGAUGGGUUCAAACCCUGCCAGCCAUGCCCACGGGGCACCUAUCAGCCUGAAGCAGGACGAACCCUGUGCUUCCCCUGUGGUGGAGGCCUCACUACCAAGCAUGAGGGGGCAGUCUCCUUCCAGGACUGUGACGCCAAGGUCCAGUGCUCCCCAGGCCACUACUACAACACCAGCACCCAUCGCUGUAUCCGCUGUGCCAUGGGCUCCUACCAGCCUCACUUCCGCCAGAACUUCUGCACCCGCUGCCCAGGAAAUACAAGCACUGACUUUGAUGGCUCUACCAGUGUGGCCCAGUGCAAGAAUCGGCAGUGUGGGGGGGAGCUAGGUGAGUUCACUGGCUACAUCGAGUCUCCCAACUACCCGGGCAACUACCCGGCGGGCGUGGAGUGCAUCUGGAACAUCAGCCCCCCACCCAAGCGCAAGAUCCUCAUUGUGGUCCCCGAGAUCUUCCUGCCAUCCGAGGAUGAGUGUGGGGACGUUCUCGUCAUGAGAAAGAACUCCUCCCCAUCCUCCAUCACCACUUAUGAGACCUGCCAGACCUAUGAGCGGCCCAUUGCCUUCACGGCCCGGUCCAGGAAACUCUGGAUCAAUUUCAAGACGAGUGAGGCCAACAGCGCUCGUGGCUUCCAGAUUCCCUACGUAACCUACGAUGAGGACUAUGAGCAGCUGGUGGAAGACAUAGUGCGGGACGGCCGGCUCUACGCCUCUGAGAACCACCAGGAGAUCCUGAAGGACAAGAAGCUGAUCAAGGCCUUCUUUGAGGUUCUGGCCCACCCCCAAAACUACUUCAAGUACACGGAGAAACACAAGGAGAUGCUGCCGAAGUCCUUCAUCAAGCUGCUGCGUUCUAAAGUCUCCAGCUUCCUGAGGCCUUACAAAUAGUGCUCGGGGGCCUGGAGCCCCAGGUCUCAGAGCUCCGACUCCCUGCCCUCAGAGCUGGCCCCCCAACUCAGACAAGAAACUGGCCUCUCCUUUGGGAGGAGAAACAUCUCUACACCAGGCACUAUCCCCUCUGUCUUCCUAGUUAUCUUGCCCCCGCCCCCCUACACUUUUUUCUUACGUGUUUCCUGGAAAAGCCAUUCAGUGCUGUCCCUGUCCCUUCAGAGGUGAAGGAAUAGAACCCCCUCUCCUCUGGCCAGCUCACCAGCUCACAUCCCUACCCCCCCCCCCCCCCCCCCCCCCCCCCCCCGUCAGUCUGGAAGGGUGUUGGAGGCCUGGAAUAGGAUCUGGCCUGCUAGGAAGUAGGUGGGGUGGGUAAGAAAGGCUUCUGCCAUUAUAGGGUUGUGCCUUUACUAGCCAGGAGCCAAAAUGUCCCCCGCUGUGCUCCCCAGAAUAACUUUACAGCCCAGAGCCCUGCCAGAGAAGCUCUGACCAACUUUAUGCCAACCCAGGCUGCAAGGCACAGUCUGAGCCCUGGGUGCCCGCACAGCUGGCAUUCUUAUCUGUACAGCUUUUCCUGUCUGCCUGGGGCUGAGUCCCUAGGGUCUACAGGUGGUCCAUACCACUAGGCUGGCGAACCCUGGCUGAGUAGAAAGAGCAACAGGUAUCAUUUUGUAUGCCAGAGCACAACUGGGGCUCCCGAAGACAAUGCUCUCAGAUAGCUCUGGGACAGAAGCAGGUUUUUUAAACCAUUGCCUAAAACAGAAAAGGAAAUUUAUUCCCUAAAGGACUGGGCUGCAGAGCAAGUGGAAGCCAGCCUCAGACACUAACCCUUUUCUUGCCAGCCCUCACUGGCCCACCAUGCCCUCACCCGCCUAAGUGUUCCCCGGGGAAGGCUUACUCCCCUUGCUAAGUGCUGUCCUUAAAGAAUCCUGGCCAUUGACCCCCACCAGCCUAGAACUUGCUCCACAGUUGUUUUGCCCUUGGAGCACCAGAUGGCUGGUGGGCUCCACCAAAGAGGACCCCACUCUGCAGCCAGUCUGGAGCUGCUUACCUCUGCCCUCGGGCUGUGGGCAGCAAGAAUGUGUGCCCUUGGCAAGCCACCUGCCCAUCCUGUCCACAUCUGAGAAGUGCAAUCAUUGAGUCUUUCUAUGUCUUCUAGAGGGAGGGGUUUUGUUUUUUGUUUGUUUCUUUUUCCUCUCAGAAUAACCCUAUUUAUAGCUGCCCAGGAGAGAAGCAUGUGUUGGGAGUGGAAGCGUAUCUGUUUGGCUCUCACGAGCCUUGAGCACUGGAGCAUCUCUGCCUGAGGCCACCCAGAACUUCAGGGCCCUCAGCUGUGCAGAGCCAGGGCAAUCCCCUCGGAGGUGCCGAAAGUGGAGGAGAGUAAUUCUGGUAACCUGGUGAAGCAGGAAGGAGAGGGGCUGUUGACUAAGCUGACCCUGCCGUCCUUGUGCGUCUCUGUGGCUCAUGGUUAUAGAUGCAGAUGGAACUGGUCGGUGAGCCACUGCAGGUAGGGGACCCUCUGCCCUUUCACGGCCUUCAUGUUUCUCCUGGCAUGCACAUGGAAGAGCUUCAGGACAAACUCUGAGCAUGGGCCAGAGAAGGCAGAGCAGCCUCGGAGAGGACAGUUCUCCAUGUAUGAAGCUGCUGCAGGGGCAAGAACCAGAUGUGUGCUGACACUGGCCACCUGCCUCUUAGAGUUGAAGUCCAGCUACUGUCUUUCAAAAGAAAGAAGAAUAAGUCCAAGCCCAGGCCCUGCACAUGCUCCACCUUUACCCAACUGUUGCUGUAAAGUCUCUAGUUUGCUCCUUCUAGGGCCCCCAGGGUUGUAGUCCUAGACAGUCACUAGCCACCAACUAACUCCUCAGGUCCAGCUCUAGGUGACUGCCAAGAGAUUCAACAAUUCCACACUAAAUAAUCUGACCCCCAGCUACACCAGCCAAACAGCCAAUGGCAAUCAAAGCCAGUUUCCUGGACGUCAGUUAGCCAACACCUUGGGGUGGGGUAGGGGUCUGCCGUCUGUCUGUCUAGGUCAGAGAGCUAUUGUAAAGCUGCCAGAUGGCUUCAUACAAGGGUGAGUGGGCAUUUGGUAGCAGUGUCUGCUUCCUCAGAAGUGCCACAGAACGGCUGGAAUCAACUUUGAGCAUCCUACUAGAAGCCAGGGUAACUUGUGAGCCCUCUCUCCCUGCCGUUGUGCCCAGCUCCUGGAAAGCCACACAGUGAUGCCCCUCCCCAAGUCGGCCAUUAGGAUAUGGUUCUCCUUGCUCCCUUUCCUGUCAUACCAUGCACGUGUCUACUUCCUCUGAUCACUUAUUGAAUGGCUGGUGGGACAGCUCAUGAGUUCUAUGGUACAGAGAGAAGAGGCCACUAGACCUAGCUGACAUCAAGACAGACAGAGGAAAUCGAGCGAGGACUGGCUACUACCAACCAAGUCAGCGGUUAGUCCAGGCAGAGCUGCUGGUGAACUUUCAGAGGAAACUGGCCCUGGGGCACCUAGCCUGGGGGCUCUGGUCGAUGGGACCAGGAUAACAACUCAGGGACUUUCUAGGACUGCACAGGUUAGGUGAGGUCUCUAGGAGGAAGUGGGGGAUGGGAAGAUGGUGUGAACAGAGCCUUCAUGAACUGACCUAAGAGCUUCUCAGCUGCGGUACCCACAGGCUACAUAACCAUGGCACCACAUUCUGCUUAGCACAGACCUGCCCUGAUCUGAGUUCCAACGUGGGACGUGGUUUCCAUGAGGGCUCCAAGCACCAAGCGACACAUCUCAAGAAGGUGCUUAGGUCUUCAGCAGCACAGUGGUGUCCUUAGCCCUCUGCCUCUGUACUGUCAGGCCAGCUAGUCCCUAACCCGGAGGUAAUUCUCAGAAUUAGGGGAAAACUGCCCAGAGCCUGGACUUCCGCUGCCCACUCUAAGCCUUUAGGAAUGCCCAGAGGAUUGCCACCAAGCUACCCAUACUUCCACUUCCCCGAAUGUGGAGGCAGAGAAGACUGAUUUGUUGCUUUGAGUUCAGGGGUACGGUCUCGCUUUUGGCUCUUACGAUUCUUUGUGAAUCCGAGAAGCAUUCCCCAGAUGCAUGUAGGGGAGACACCAAUGGGCUAGGACAUUGUAGCUCAAUAUGUCAGAAAAGGCUAGGGAGCGUUCGAGGAUUGGUAUUUGCUGCUGCGCCUCAAGACGGGAGUGGAGGCGAAGCGUGACUGGCUCCAAGCAGAAGAUUUAGCCUGCCUGGUUUCUUCCUCAAGCCCAGGAAAAGUGGAAGCAGACACCACCUUUACAGUGGACCCGUCUCCAGGGUAGAACAGCCAUUAUUCGGACUAGGAAUCCUUUAAGAAUUAGAAGGAGCAGAAACGCUGGUUCACGCUGGCAGCUCACCAGCACAGGACAAAUGGCAGGCCUUUGGACAAGCUACAAAUUUUGGUCUUGGUGAGCUGACAUUUCAGAGAAUAAUUAUCACGUGGAAGGCUUUUUUUUUUUUAGCGCAGAAGAGACCCUCAAAAUACUGUAUUUAUACCUGCCUUCCGCUAUGCGCUACAGCAAGCAUCUCACGGUCGACAACAACAGCAAACCAUGUGGUUCAUAGAGUAUUUUGCACUUGGGGAAAUUAUGUAUCUGAACUUGUAAAAAAGGAAUGUUUGGAUUUUGUAUUGUCUUUUUUAUAUUAUUAAAAUACUAAACGGAA